This is a messenger RNA of Salvia splendens (bonfire salvia), 798 nucleotides long. RefSeq names its product cysteine-rich and transmembrane domain-containing protein WIH2. NCBI's taxonomy places the organism in Eukaryota, Viridiplantae, Streptophyta, Magnoliopsida, Lamiales, Lamiaceae. The transcript has 3 exons. The record is from RefSeq and is a predicted model, not a curated record. The coding region runs from base 120 to 536 and encodes 138 amino acids.
UAUUUACCCCGUAAAUUUACGUCUUCAUCUUAUAUAUCCUCAUCGGCUGUUGAUCAAAGUCGACUGGUUUUGAAUCGACUGUGCAAUUUCGAGGAGAGAAUUAGGCGUUUGGAUCGGAGAUGAGUUAUCAGAAAGUGCCGCGCGAAGAUUACCCUCCUCCAGGGUACGGGACGGUGUACCCUCCGCCGUCGGCGUAUCCGUCCGCGCCACCUCAGCCACCGCCAGAGGGGUAUCCGUAUCCUCCUCCGUCACCGCACGAGGAUUAUCCAUAUCCGCCUCCGUCACGGCACGAGGGUUAUCCAUAUCCGCCUCCGUCACGGCACGAGGGUUAUCCAUAUCCGCCUCCGUCACGGCACGAGGGAUAUCCUUACCCGCCCCCUCGGCCGACAGGGUAUCCGUACCCGCCUCCGCCUCCGCCUCCGCCGCAGCAGCACGGUGGUGGAUAUCAAGGAUAUUUCAAUCAUGGAUCUCCGCCUUCCUACCACGUUCACCAUUGUGAUCACGAUGAUGGUUCCUCCUUUUUCCGAGGCUGGUGAUUUGUUUAAUGAGCAGUCUUGCUGCCCUUUGUUGCUGUUGCGUGCUGGAAGAAUGCGGCUUCUGAGUGAUGGACUUUACUGUGCAAGACGAGGACCUCAUGGAAAUACUAUUAUUUGUUUUAUGACAAUGUCUACUCGUAUAAUUCUUGUCAUUAAGUAAACUAAACUGUAUUUGUAAUCUUGGCAAUAUGUAAGUACUGUUGAAUUGGAUUCUGGACGUAUAGAACCUCGUGGAAAUACAAUUGGAUUGUCUUCUCGUAUA